Molecule: messenger RNA, 3702 nt
Organism: Monodelphis domestica (gray short-tailed opossum)
Lineage: Eukaryota; Metazoa; Chordata; Mammalia; Didelphimorphia; Didelphidae
Biological process (GO): immune response
Cellular component (GO): membrane
Molecular function (GO): cytokine activity
Source: RefSeq, a predicted model, not a curated record
AUUCUUUCUGUCUGUUUCUCUGCCUGUCUCUCUCUACCUGGGUACUUACCUCUCUGUCUAUCUCUCUCAGCUUUAGUAUUUCUCAUCUUCAAAUUAAUGUCCUUUACAGCUCUAACAUCCUGUUGCUAAAAGCUCUUAAGAUUACAUUCUUUUGGAGCAUCUGGGUAACACAGUGAAUAGAGCACCAGGACUAGAGUUGAGAGGAUUUGGGUUCAAAUAUGCCCUCAAAUACUUCCUAGCUGUGUGACCGUGGACGAGUCAUUUAACCCCAUUGCCUAGCCUUUGCCAUCCUUUUGUCUUAGAACUUAUACUAAGACAGACACUAAGGGGGUGUCUGAAGAACAGAUGACAAAGAGGACUGACUCCUGAGGCCUGAUUCCCCAACAUUUCACCUGCUGAUGCAGCAAAUCUGACUCUAUGGCUUCUUAUUUACUCAUGAGAAUAUGUUUUAUCUUAUACUUGACUUCUUUGAUUUCCACAAAUGAUUCAGAGUUUGCAGUCUUCCAAUGCCAGAAAAAAGUAACUGUUUGUAAAAAUGACGAGGCUACAUUAACCUGCAGCUCCACUCAGAAAUUUGAUGGGAUAGAAUUAUAUUUCCAUCAAGAGGACAAGAACAAAAACCGACUCCUCUUCAACAUGACUGGAGUUGGAAAGUCUUUUCAGCAUGGAAUGCAAUUUGAACUUCAGGAGAAAGUGGCCACGUUGGUGAUUAGGAACAUCCAAGUUUCCCAUCGGGGAUCUUACCAGUGGGUUCUUAUGGGCAAAGGAUCUUCAAACAAAUACACCAAACUAGAUGUUUUAGAAUCCCCUACUAUUUCCAAGGAGAAUGACACCCUGAUCUGUCAAGCAAUUCCGAGAAGUCAGAGGAGGAUAACUUGGUCCAAUGAUCUGCCAGAGUUCACAACCAAUCCAGAUACCACAGGUCUACUCAACCUCAGUAUCUCUCAAUCUUGGGAUGAUAGUUUCAAUGAUAAUCCACCCUGCUGUAAAAUCAUAGAAGAAGAGGACUCCCAAGAACUUUGUGCAGAAACUUGCUAUCACACUAGUACCUUUGCAAAACCAAUCUCAGGUAUUCCAGAGACACUCCAAAGAAAGAUUGUAUUGUGGCCUCUAUUAAUCAUCUCAAUUCUAAUUGCAAUUCUGUUUCUUGGCCUCAUAUGGCAUAAAAAAAUGAAAAAUAAAUCCAGUUGUUUUUUCAGAAAUGGACAUUAAUGACCUUAUCUUGGAAGAAGAAAUGAAAUAAGUCAUAAAGGAGCUCCUUAAGAACAAAAACAAACCACGGAACCUAGGAUUUACAAGUGAAUUUUGUAAAAAAAUUAAACAAUUAAUUUUUAGGGAGCAUGGAAUAAUUUACUUGUCAGAUAUAAGGAUGAGAAGAAUUUAUGAUCCAAGAAGACUUACAUGAAUAAAAGGUCUAAUUUCUCAAAUACAUAAAGAUCUAAGUAAAAUUUGUAAGAAACCAAGUCAUUCCCCAUUUGAUAAAUGGUUAAAGGAUAUGAAUAGGCAGUUUUUGAAUGAAGAAAUCAAAGUUCAUAUAAAAAUGUUCUAAAUCCCUCUUGAUUAGAGAAAUGUAAAUGAAAACAACCCUGAGGUAUCAUUUUACACCUAGCAGAUUGGCCAAUAUGACAAUAAAGGAAAAUAAUAAAUGUUGGAGGGGAUGUGGCAAAAUUGGGACACUUUGGGGACAAAUUGGGACAUUGCUGAUGGAGUUGUGAACUGGAAGAAUUCCAUUCUGGAAGGCAAUUUGGAAUUAUGCCCAAAGGACUUUAAAAAAAUGCAUAUCUUUUGAUACAGCAAUAUCACUACUAGGUCUCUAUCUGGAUGAGAUAAAAAAUUGGGAAAGGACCUGUUUGCACAAAAAAUAUUUAUAGCUGCCCCUUUUGUAAUGGCAAAGAAUUGGAAACUAGAGAUAUGUCCCUCAGCUGGGGAAUGGCUGAACAAAUUGUGAUAUAUAAUGGUGAUGGAAUACUAUUGUGAUAUAAGGAAUGAUGAAAAGAGUGAUUUCAUAAAGAUUCAGAAAGACCUACAUGAAUUUAUGCAGAGUGAAAUAAGCAGAACCAGGAGAUCAUUAUACUCAGUAACUGAAAUAUUGUGGGACAAUAAAAUGUGAUAGAUUUUGCUACUAAUAGCAAUACAAUAAUCCAAGACAAUUCUGAGGGAUUUAUGAAAAAGAAUGCUAACUGCCUCUAGAGAAAGAACUGUUGCAGUAGAAAUGCAAAUGAAUACAUACGAUUUAUCAUUUGUUUAUUUGGGUAUAUGAUUUGGGGUUUGGUUUUUUUAAGAUUAUUCUCUUUAAAAAAUAAUAUGCCAGGAAGUGAUGCAGAGCGAGAGGAGCAGAACCAGGAGAACAUUGUACACAGAGACUAAUACACUGUGGUAUAAUCGAACGUAAUGGACUUCUCCAUUAGGGGCGGUGUAAUGUCCCUGAACAACUUUCAGGGAUCCAGGAGAAAAAAAAAACACCAUUCAUAAGCAAAGGAUAAACUAUGGGAGUGGAAACACCGAGAAAAAGCAACUGCCUGAAUACAGAGGUUGAGGGGACAUGACAGAGGAGAGACUCUAAAUGAACACUCUAAUGCAAAUACUAUCAACAAAGCAAUGGGUUCAAAUCAAGAAAACAUCUAAUGCCCAGUGGACUUACGCGUCGGCUAUGGGGGGUGGGGGGGAGGAAAAGAAAAUGAUCUAUGUCUUUAACAAUAAUGCUUGGAAAUGAUCAAAUAAAAUAUAUUAAAAAAAAAAUAAUAUGAAAAUGUGUUUUCAGUGAUAAUGAAUAUAUAAACCAGUAGGGUUGCUUUUCAGCUUCUCAUGAAUCAUAUAACUUUGGGAAACUUAUGUGUAAAUUUGUUAUUGAAAUAAAAAAUAAAGAUAAAUUUUUAAAAUUAAAAAUUUAAAGUUUCCAUCCCCAAAAAAACAACCCAAAACUACGUAUGUCCGUUUACCCAGCAAUAUCAUUAUUAGGUCUGUAUCCCAAAGAGGUCAAAGAAAAUGGAAAAGGACCUAUACGUAUAAAGCUAUUUAUAGCAACUCUUUUUGUGGUGGCAAAGAAUUGGAUAUUGAGGGAAUACAUACCUAUUAGGGAAUGGCUGAGCAAGUUGUGGUAUAUGAUUGUGAUUAUUAUGUUAUAAAUGACAAGAAGGAUAUUGUUGUUUUUUCAAACCCUUACCUUCCACCUUAGAAUCAAUACUAUGUAUUGGUUCUAAGGCAGAAGAGUGGUAAAGGCUAGGCAAUGAGGAUUAAGUAACUUGCCCAGGGUCACAUAGCUAGGAGAUGUCUGAGGCCAGAUUUGAACCCAGGAACUCCUGUCUCAAGGCCUGGCUCUCAAACCCUGAGCUGCCCAGCUGCCCCUAAGAAGGAUAGUUAUAGAAAAACCUGGGAAGAAUUAUGAACUGAUGCAAGAUGACAUAAACAGAAUGAGGACAAUAUUGUACACAGUAACAAUAAUCAACUAUGAAAGACCACGCUGAUCAAGAGAAUAAUCCAAGACAAUGGCAAAGGAUUCAUGAUGAAAAAUUCUAUCCAUCUUUGAAAAGAGAGAACUAAUGAACUCUAAGUGCAGACUGAAGCAUAUUUUAUUUUCCUUGCUUUUUUUUGGUAAUGUGGCUAAUAUGGAAAUAUAUUUUGCAUGACUUCACAUGUAAAAUUGAUAUCAAAUUGCUUGUUUCCUUAAUGGUUGGGUGAGGACCUCAAUGGAGGGCAAAAAUU